This is a messenger RNA of Entamoeba invadens IP1, 3378 nucleotides long. RefSeq names its product Rho/RAC guanine nucleotide exchange factor, putative. The transcript has a single exon. Bases 1 to 3378 code for a protein of 1125 amino acids. NCBI's taxonomy places the organism in Eukaryota, Evosea, Mastigamoebida, Endamoebidae. Gene Ontology annotation, molecular function: GTPase activator activity; guanyl-nucleotide exchange factor activity. The record is from RefSeq and is a predicted model, not a curated record.
AUGGAGAAGUAUGUUGCAUGGGUCAAUGACCAUCUUCCGAACUCGUCUUUGUACAUCACAUCACUCGAAGACUUUAAAGACGGUCAUGCGUUUCUGUGUAUAAUGGAGCAGAUAACUCACACAACACAAAAGACAGACACACCACUUGAGUCAGCCAUGCGUCUUGCUGAGAAGCAAUACGGCAAAAUGAGUGGGUUGUCCUUUCAGAAAAUUGCGGAAGGUGAAGAACGUCAGAUAAUUGCAUUAGUCGGCUUUCUAAUGAAACAAGAGACAAUGAACUUGAACAAGAUGUCCAAUUCCCUUGCUCGGAGUGAGACGUUGUCGGAGAGUACACGAAGAAGAGCAUUCACAGUCAGGAAGGACGGCAAGAUGGUUGGUGUGACAAGAGAGAAGUCUGACAAAUUCGACAAGCCAGACGCCUCUAUUGUUGCUCUUGCCAACCAACGCCGCACCGCUUCUCGCCCUCAAAAAAUCCCCUCUUCUGUUAAGCCCAUUCCGCUUGUUCAAUCUCGAGCAUUUCAAAAAAUGGAACUUGACACGUUUAAAGAUCAAGAUCAACAGCACCAAAUACCAAAGGUUGAAUCUUCGACUGAAUCACAACACAAAACCUGCGCGAAAAAUCUUGUUGAAGAUAAAAAUAAUAAUUUAAAAUCCAUAAAAGAUGAGAAGAAGGACGAAACGAACCAGAAAGACGACAAAAAAGCUAAGGAAAGUCAGGAGAUUCAAAGAGAGAAGAUUAAUGAUAUCAUUGAAGUAAAAACCGUACCCGAAAAAGAAAGUGAUAAAAAUGAGGUGAAAUCGGAGAUUGGAAUAAUAGAAACGCCAGUCAAUAAGGACAAAGAACAGAAUGAUCAAACACUCCCAUCACUCACAGUGAAUCGAUUGGAGAUUGUGAAUGAAAGAAGUGGAGGAACGACAGCACAGAAGAGGAGAGAAAAUGAAGAGGAGGAAAAGACUGACACCGAACAAGUAUCACAUAAAAGUCAACUAAAAGUACCCAAUAAGAAUGGUUUACAAGAAAUGAGAGAAGUGAUGCAGAAAGAGGAGGAGAAACAACUUCAAGAUGAUAAGGAAAUAAAAGAACUUCAAACCCAAAAAGCCGUUGCAGAUGAAGAUGAAGACGAGAAGAUGGCAGAGGUAUAUAGAGGAGUAUUUUUGUAUGAAGGAAAGUUGUAUGUCGUUGAUGAGUUUGGGAGCGGGAUGGAGCUGAAGGAACUUGUGAUUGACCAAGAGUUGGAGAGUGUCACUUCGAUUGCUAAAACGCUUUUGUAUUCAACAAAUUACAACAACGAAAUUGAGAAACAGAACGAACAGUUCAAUAGACUUGAUGCACAAGCAACAGAUUCGGUUCUUAAGCAUAUAUUGUUAAUACAGAAAAGAAUACGAGGGUUUUGUGUGCGUAAAUUGCCUGAAGUUUGUGGCUUGAAAGAGAGAAAGAAUUUGGUGAAGGAGUUAGUAGAGAGUGAGCACAAAUACGUCGCCAACUUGCGCAUAUUACAGAAGAACUAUUUGUCGAAACUCCUUGAAGAAAAGGACGACAAAGUGUUGAGAGGGUGUUUGAAGAAUUUGGAAAUGAUUAUCACGUACAACUCAACAUUUGAAACGAACUUGAACGCAAUGCUAAAAACAAACAUAUACGGAACGGGUAUUUCCACUGUACUGAGUAAGUUUUCAAAAUUUCUGAAAUGCUACACAACGUAUGUCAACUCUUACGACCAAACGAGUGAGUAUAUCGUCGGCAUGAAGAAAAAGAACAAAGCGUUUACAAAUAACUUAAAACAACUCUCGAUGCAACCCGAGGUGAACAACCUUGACAUUUUUGCUUAUUUGAUUUUACCAAUUCAACGAGUCCCACGAUAUGAAUUGUUCAUCAAAGGUUUUUUGAAGUACCUUCCACGGUCACACGUCGAGUUCGAAAAGUUACAACCGGAAAUUAAAACAAUCAAAGAGAUUGGAGACUAUUUGAACGAAAGAAGGCGUCAGUCUGAGAAUAAACAACUUCUAAUCAAAUUGAAGCACCAUCUAGAAACCAAGAAGUUUGAUUUGACCGGCGACGAAAAGAGACAACUCAUCAAAUAUGGAAGUUUCAACACUUUGCAGUUUGGCCCGAUUAUACUCUUCUUGCUGUCCGACACAAUUUUAAUUGGGAUGACCAAGACAAAAGUGAAGGAUGUUGAUGCGUAUAUCGAGAAGAACAAGAUUAAAAUAAAGUAUGUUAUUAACCUCUUUGCCCUCACUAUGUACUGGGCUGACGACACACACUUCACUCUUCAAAACACAAAUUUCAACGUGCGACUCACCUCUGACAGCGCAACAGAUCAAGAGGAUUGGAUGCUUGCAAUUGACGAAGUUUUAGCUAAAAAUCACAGCAGCAUAAUUUCAAGGCUUUUGGCUGUGGAAACAACAGAAGGGCUAAACACAAAUAUCAGCAGCACAUCAGAACUCUUUUACAGAGGGAAGCUGAAAAUGCAACUGAAAAUGUUUGAAAAGGAAAAGAAGAUAUUAGGACUUUCGACGUUUGCUGCUGGCGUUGAACUCAAAUCAAAAGAGGUUGAAAGAGCGAAAGUAUCCCCGUUGGCUCUUUCCCCAAGAGAACGGGCAGCUGCAAACUUACUCAUGACACCGAGAGGGUUCACAUUACGGCCCAAAAUAGAAGUGAACGACCACCACGAAGAGAAAGACCGAUACUGUGUGUUAGAAAACGGGUAUCUUUAUGUUUACAACACUUUGGCGGAAUCACUGAGUAAAGAUAAGUGGCACAUGAAAGUUGUUGUUUCUGCGAUUUCUGCAGAAGCAGUUGUUGCAGUCAACAACGCCGCUGCUUUUAAAUUCAAUAUCAGAGGAGAAUCACAGACAGCGACAGCAGUAUCGGUGCAAGACAAGUGGAAGUGGAUUUCUGUGCUUCGAGCAGUCUCGAUCAAUUCAGCGAGAGAAAAGCUGUACAAGUUGAACCUCCUGCCAGACACAAAUUACAUUUCCUACAGCUUCCCAGUACCGAAGUUCAUGAUUUUUGAAAGAGAGAAAUUGUCGAAUUACAUCGAUUUACUUAUUUCAAUCACUGCAAACACCGUUUGUGCGGAUUGUGGGGACAAUAAGACGAUUUAUCUUGACGAUGACAACGGCGUCAUACUAUGUAAAACAUGUGGAGAUAUACACAAGAAAGCACUUGGCUCGAACAUUGUUGUGUUGCGCGAAUUGUAUAAAUUGAUCGACAUUUCCAAAUUGGAUAGUUUGAAGAAUCGAGGCAACGAAGUUGUUAAUGGAGUGAUUGAUGCACACAUUCCACAAGAUGUCAAAGUCAGCACGCAGUACAUGCUCACUUCGGUGUAUGCCAGAGAAAGCUACAUACCGAAAAAAUAUACUUAUUUUAAAGUUUAA